CGCUCGCUGGACCGGAUGAGCGGCAACCGGGCCGGAAGAGCCCCGCCCCCUCCGGGCCCGGGGCGGGGCUUCGCGCGAAAGCCCCGCCCCCCUCGUCGCAAGGCGCCUCUCCGGGCGGAAGUCCCUGCGGCCCCCGAGGAAGAGGCUGGGCGCGCCUGCGCAAGAGCGUGUCGCGCGCCGCCGCCUCCUCCUCCCCCCCGCUCCGCUGCGGCGCCAUUUUGGCGCAGGCUCCGGCGGGCGCGGCGGCAAGGCCGGAUCAGCGGCGCGAGAGCCCCGCCCGCCAUGAUGUCGUCGCCGCCGCCGCCGCCUCCGCCCGCCUCCGCGUCCUCGUCGGGGCCCUCGGGGCGCCGCUUCGACGCGUCGGACCGGACGGCGUGGUACGCGGGGCCUCUGUCGCGGGCGGAGGCGCAGGGCCGGCUGCAGGGCCAGCGGCACGGGACCUUCCUGGUGCGCGACUCGUCCACCUGCCCCGGCGACUACGUGCUGUCGGUGUCGGAGAACGCGCGCGUCUCGCACUACAUCAUCAACUCGCUGCCCGGGCGGCGCUUCAAGAUCGGCGACCAGGAGUUCGAGGCCCUGCCGGCCCUGCUGGACUUCUACAAGGUCCACUACCUGGACACCACCACCCUGCUGGAGCCCGCGCCCAGGUAUCCGCUGAUGGGUCCUGGUACUGGCUCUGGUGCAUCAGCUGCAGAGGAGAAUGUGGAAUAUGUUCGGACUCUUUAUGACUUUCCUGGUAAUGAUGCGGAGGAUCUACCAUUUAAAAAGGGGGAGAUACUCGUCAUCGUAGAAAAACCCGAAGACCAGUGGUGGAGUGCCAGAAACAAAGACGGGCGCAUUGGGAUGAUCCCUGUUCCGUAUGUUGAGAAGCUUGUGAGAUCAUCUCCUCAUGGGAAGCAUGGGGGCAGGAAUUUCAAUAGCUAUGGGAUUCCCGAACCCGCUCAUGCCUAUGCUCAGCCUCAGACCUCGAGCCCUCUUCCCAGUGCCACCCAUACUCCUGGAGCUGUCAUCAGUCCCUUGCCUUCGACCCAGAAUGGACCGGUCUAUGCCAAAGCCAUUCAAAAGAGGGUUCCCUGUGCUUAUGACAAGACUGCCUUGGCAUUAGAGGUUGGUGACAUUGUGAAGGUCACAAGGAUGAAUAUCAAUGGUCAGUGGGAAGGAGAAGUCCAUGGAAGAAAAGGGCUCUUCCCUUUCACACACGUCAAAAUAAUUGACCCUCAGAAUCCCGAUGAAAAUGAAUGAUCUGCUGGCCCAUCUCUGCAUUGCUGCUUCCUUUUUCUGGCUAUCUUGAGCAUCAUUUGAAGUGCGAUGGUUGUUGAUGGCGCAGCUAAGGAUUGCCAGCCACUCAUGUUUCCAUCUUGCAGUGAUUUCACAGCCUGACCAUGUCUCUAUUGGGAACGCACCUGGUAGUCCGGCAUUUGCAGUUUUUCCUAGAAGGUUUUUGGACCGUGAGCUGAUUGUGGUGCUAUCUAGGCAGAGUGGGAGGGAUUGAGACAUCCAGUUUCUUUGCCAAAAUGGAUAUUUUACUCAGAGAAUUCUAAACAAUUUUGUCUAACUCCAAACAAUAAUAAAAAUGCAUUUUUAUGAAGCAAGGAAGAUGAGAGCACAUAAUCAUGUUAAACAAUUAUGUCUUUAGGGAAUUAUUGAUGCUUAUGUGCUACAAAGAAGGUUUUUUUUGAGUUUGCCAUUGAUUUAGAAUAAAUUGUAGCAAACUCUUGAAAACUACAUUUCUUCAUUGUCAUCUUUAUAACCGUGUAUAAUUGAUUCAUUUGCCAUAUACCUGCUUAAACCUCUGUUUGAUUCAGAUUUAAUUAGAUCUGAAAUGAUACUUCAGGCACUAAAUACGACUUUUUAGAAGAAACUUAUGCGAGCUUUGAUGAAACUAUAUUUAUCCCUUUAAAAUCUUGGUUUUUAAAAAAAAGCAAAAACAGCAGCAUUGAUAAUCAGUUACAGAGAAUGCAACAAUAACUCAAAAGAUACUCUUGGGCCUUUGUUUUCUGCAUGGAGGCGCAGGAGUACAAAGUCAUGGUAAAAUCAUUUCUCUGCGCUAAGUUUAAACACAAUGAAAUACGAUCAUGAAGAACCUUGAAUGUUGGUUAUAGCAUGUGAAGACCUUGACUCCCUCAGUGAUGUUUUUGAAAGUUCACUGGUGCUGCUCUCUUGAGUGGUUGGACCUCAGGAGUGACACGUCUAACUUAGUAUUCAAGUGCCUUAAUCAGAGGAUGACAGGUGCUGAAGGGGACAGACGUUCGGAGCAGUUUGGUCUAGAGAAAAACCUUUCGGAUCACCAGCAGUGCUGGGCAGGUGGCUGAUGAUCUGGAGAAAGGACUGUGAAUUAGACUUGCCUGGAUGCUUCCUAAUGGACCAUUAUUGGCUGUUCUAUUAAGUGCCUGGGCACGUUUGAAUGACUGUCGUACUACUGAGCUUUGUGUUAGGAAUAUUUAAGCUGCACUAAAUGUCCGUCUGCCAUACAAUAAUUCUGCUGCAUAGCUGGCCUAAUUCUAUGAACAAUCCUUCAGGGCAGUACCUAAGCCGUGUAUAAAUGUUUUGCCUCGAUGAGCUGCCAGGUGAGCAAGGACACCUGGAAUUGAGCUAGUUGUGAUUCUGCUGGGCUACCUUUAGAACAGCCAACACUUUACCUUUUCUUUGGUUAGCUCCACCCUCGGUUGCUUUCUUGGUAAACAGAGGUUGAGGUUUCAUAGACAACUUGCAAUUGAGUCUCAAGCCAGAGAAGCCGGCAGUCAGUGGCCUUCACACCCAUCAAAAGUAGACUUUGAACAGCUUUGAUCAAAGCUGGUAAAGGCAGUUCAGACACAGCAUACUAAAUUGAUGGUACAUUUCAGUGGCAUCCAGAUGUUGGAUACUUUACUGCUUUUCUCCCUAUUUUGUUCUUUCCUACCUAGAGAAGCUGGAUAUGCUUCUGGUUGUGAAUGUCACAAAGGAUGAACUGUCCUUGCUGUUUGCUUAGGACUAUUCAUAAGCAUUCAGAGAGCCUCCUCUGGAAACCAGCUACGUUCUGCAUAAUUUUGUGGAUUUUUUUUUCAGUCAGUGCUUUUUCAUGUAAGGUAUUGAAAGCCUUGAAGUGGAAUCCUUGUCAGGUGACUCAGAAAUUUGUUCGCUCAUUGAGCAGGAGUGUGCAAACUGUGCCCUUUGGCUGCAGAAGGUCUUCCGUUUCUUCAUUGCAACAAUUGAUGCCUCAGGUUAGCAGGGAAGUCCUAAGAGCUGUCCCUCACUGAGAAAGUCCAGACUCAGAUCAAGGAAGGUCUUGCAGGUUGUCUUAUUAAGGAGUGAAAAGCAUUUCUUCUGAUAUUUCAUGUGUGUUUUUAUUUUAUUUUGUGGAGGGGGUGGGGAUUGGAGAUGAAAUAUUGUAGAAUGAGAAUAUUUGAACACUGGUUUGGCUGCCCCGCCUGUUAUAAACUUUUCUGGUGUCUCCAGCUGAGUGUGACAGUUGGUUGCCAUUCUAAAGGGUAGCCAGAAGUUCACACAUCUUUUAAAUCAGUGAAUUUGAAUUCUGGGCAGUUGAGCAGGAGUGGGGGGGAGGCUCUCUGGUUUCUCCAGGAAGAGCUGGGGAUGCCUAGCUGAAAUAGGCUGUAUAAUGAUACGUGGGAAAGGCCUCAGGGCGAGUUUGUGUGAGAUGCAGCCUAGGGACAGCUGCACAGUGGGUAGAGCAAGAGGUUCAGAAGGCUCCCCUCCCUCAAUUUAUCAGUCUGUAAAGGAGACAGUGGAAUAUUUGUACUUUCAAACUAGCAAUUUCUAUUAACGUAGCUUUACAAUAAAGUUAUUAGGCCUAAACCCGAAGAUGACACAGUGAAAUCCUAUUAAUUCCAAUCCAUUAUUAGUCUACUUCUAAUGCCAGAAUCUUGCCAAACUAAAGCUAUGACUUUCUGCCUUAAUAGAUGUUAUUAGGGUGGAUGGGCUAGAAGACCUCCAAGGUCCCUUCCAAUUGUUUAUCCUAAGAGAUUCUAGGUGUGGAUACCCUGAACCACUUCCCUCCUCCCUGGCAAAGCUCUGCUUCUCCAGGUGCACAUUCCACCACAGAUAGAAUAAGCUUAUUCGGUCAUGUUUCCUGUCUGAUCUAAUGACUUCUAGCUUGCAAUCUUCCUUCCAUCUAUUGACAGCUCAAGAAAUCAGGAAGAUUCCCUCCCGAGCCUCUUGCUCUGCCCUCUAUUCCCUGGGCUGCCUCUCCUCCCUGUGCCCCAAGGUCUUUCUCACACACCACUGCAGGCUGCCAGUCCACUUCUUUGGGCCAAACAAGGUGGACUGAGGCUCUUGCUCACCAGGGACCGGCUCCUGAGAUUUGUGGACUUUGCCUCCUGUUUGAGAGUUUGUCAAGGAUUUUUAUUUUAUGCUACAAAUUAACAGUAUUAAGUAUAUUUUUAGAACACGUGAAAUGUGUUAAAAUUAGUGCCUUUUUGUUUUCUUAAUAUAAUUCACUACUGGUCCCACAUCGAGCAAAAGAGUUCAGUGCCCUGUUUGUAUUACUUCCAAUAAAACAUACAUCCUGUUUGCAGAA
This is a messenger RNA of Ahaetulla prasina, 4513 nucleotides long. RefSeq names its product CRK like proto-oncogene, adaptor protein (gene CRKL). Lineage: Eukaryota; Metazoa; Chordata; Lepidosauria; Squamata; Colubridae. The coding region runs from base 16 to 1242 and encodes 408 amino acids. The transcript has 3 exons. Gene Ontology annotation, molecular function: protein binding. The record is from RefSeq and is a predicted model, not a curated record. Gene Ontology annotation, biological process: positive regulation of ERK1 and ERK2 cascade.